This is a messenger RNA of Paramuricea clavata, 927 nucleotides long. Lineage: Eukaryota; Metazoa; Cnidaria; Anthozoa; Malacalcyonacea; Plexauridae. The record is from the annotation of a GenBank genome assembly.
AUGUUAAGUGAAGAAAAGAAACUUAUCGGCUUGAAGUUCAAGGUUGACGAUAUGGGUGAAGUGAAACACGUUCUUGGAAUGGUGAUUAGAAGAGAUAGGAGAAAAGGAAAGAUGACGAUCAGUCAAUCCACAUAUUUGCAAGGCAUUUUAAAACGCUUUGGCAUGGAACAAUGCAAACCUGUCUCAACUCCUCUAGAGCCUGGAAAACAUUUCCAAGAAUUACCAGAUGACGAGAAUCCUACCAAUACUAAUGAGUAUCAAAAGCUUAUAGGAUGCCUAACAUAUGUGACGACGGCAACUCGACCAGAUUUAGCCUCAGCUGUUGGCAUAUUAUCGAAGUUCAUGUCGAAACCCAGUAAAGAACAUUGGCACGGUGCAAAAAGAGUCCUGAGGUACAUCAAGGAUACUGUUAACUACGGUCUGGUGUUUGAAGGCAAAAGCACAAAAUGUUCAUUAAUUGGUUACUCAGAUGCUGAUUGGGCAAAUGACUUAGAUACGAGAAGAUCAACAUCUGGAUAUGUUUUUCAGAUCAAUGGAUCAACAGUGAGCUGGUGCAGCAAAAGACAACCCUGUGUAACAAGAUCAACUACAGAAGCUGAAUAUGUGGCCCUAAGUCAUGCAACACAAGAAAUCGUGUGGCUGAGAAGAUUACUCAACGAUAUCGGAGAAAAACAAGAUCAACCAUCCAUUAUGAAUGAAGAUAAUCAGGGAGCCAUUGAGCUAUCCAAAAAUCCACGAUUCCACAAUCGUACAAAGCACAUAGACGUGGCAUAUCAUUUUGUUCGCGAAAAAGUCGGUGACAAAUCCAUCAAUGUGAAUUACUGCAGUACAGAUAAAAUGUUAGCUGAUGUUAUGACAAAGAGUUUACCAAGACAAACUUUUCAGAAGUUUAGAGACAUGUUGAAUGUUAAAGAGAUCUUAGUUUAA